UUUUUCAACUUAGUCAGUGUCAACAUGUCUCAAUGUUUGGAUAUGUUGUCUGUUCUAACACUAGUGUUAUUAUGUGGUUUUGCGCAUGGUCUGUUCAGGGUAGACCCCCUAGUGAACACUAAGGGAGGCCUCAUACGAGGUUUGAGGUCUGAAAAUGGGUACGCCAUGUUUUUGGGGAUCCCUUAUGCUGUGGUGAAUAAGGAUAAUCCUUUUGGGCCUUCAGCACCUCAUCAAGGUUUUGACGAUGUCUUUGACGCGUACGAGUCAAAUAUCUGUCCUCAACUUAGAAAUGGUGUCCCAGCCGGUACCUUAGAUUGCCUCACCUUAAAUGUCUACGUGCCAAGUGCAGCUACCACCAAAACCCCUUUCCCAGUCAUGGUAUGGAUCCACGGAGGUGGUUUCAUCGGAGGAAGCUCAAGCCGAGAUAGCGGACCAGAUUUCUUACUCCGAAAUGACGUCAUCGUUGUAGCAAUCAACUACAGAGUUGGAGCUUAUGGCUUCUUGUGUUUAGAUAUGCCAGAAGUAUCUGGAAACCAGGGUCUCAAAGAUCAAGUAUUAGGUCUAAGAUGGAUCAAAGAGAAUAUCGAAGCUUUUGGAGGUGAUGCUAAUCAGAUUACGGUGUUUGGUGAAAGCGCUGGUGGGAUGUCUAUCAAUCUUCAUCUGCUGUCCAAUUAUGAAAGUUUGUUCCAUCGAGCGAUUAUUCAGAGUGGACCGGCUGUCAGUCCUUGGGUUUCAAGGGAUGUGAAUAAUACAAUACCAUUGAGUUUGGCUGAAGCAUUGGAGUAUAAUGCUGAAAGUGUAGCUGAUGCUAUAAAUUACCUUUCAACAAUUGAUCCUUACACACUUGUAAAGACAGCUGCUGAACUAAAAUUAACUGAAACCGAUGAAGCCGAUAAUCCUCUAACUUUACCUUGCAUUGAAACAUAUACUGAAGGUGUUGAACAUUUUAUGACACAGCACCCUAAGAACAUCAAAUCAGCUAAAGUUGCAAACACUCCUAUAAUCAUUGGUAACAACAAUAAUGAAAUGCCAUUUGAAUAUGCUCUUCAAAAAGACGAGUUUUUCGACAACUAUGACUUUACUUAUUUACUGAACCAAGAAUUUGAGUUCGGUGAGGAUUUAGAAGAUGCUCUUAAGGAUAUUAGACAUUUUUAUAUUGGAGAUGAGAAGGCUAGCGUAUAUUUGAAAGACCUGAUCACAGAUUUUGCAUCAGACUUCGUUUUUAACCACCCAACGCAGCGAAUGGCAGAAAGGUUUUUGGAACUUGGUGCUAAAACUGUUUAUAGAUACAUUUUCUCAUAUAGUGGUGGAAGAAACUUACUGAAAUGGGCUUAUAACUUGGACGUACAAGGGGCUAUCCAUGCUGAUGAACUUGGCUAUUUGUUCGAUAUGGUAAUGUUAAAAGGAGAUAUUACACCUGAGGAUCAAUUGAUGAUUGACAGAUUAACUACUCUUUGGACGAACUUCGCUAAAUAUGGAAACCCAACACCAGAAACAUCAGACCUUCUCCCAGAGAAAUGGCUGCCCAUCACGAAGACCACUCAACCGUUCCUUGACAUGGACGCUCAUGUCACCAUGGGAGCCAGACCUUUCCGUGAAGCCAUGGCUUUUUGGGAUGUCUUCUAUAAGCUGCAUAGAAAGCAACAUAAGUAUUAUCAGGAUCCUGAAGAAUAACAUUGAAAUACUAGAUAACAAUAAUUGUAAUUAAUGAUUUGUAAUACAUCUUCAUUGGUAGGUAAAGCGGAGUCAAGAAGAAUUCCGUUUUUAAGAAUAUUUGUUAAUGUUAAUAAAGUAUUUCAGUGUUUUUAAAUUGAAUCUUUUAUAUGAAAUACUGUUUGCCAAUA
Molecule: messenger RNA, 1844 nt
Organism: Helicoverpa armigera (cotton bollworm)
Lineage: Eukaryota; Metazoa; Arthropoda; Insecta; Lepidoptera; Noctuidae
Product: cholinesterase 2
Exons: 3
Coding region: 25-1674 (549 amino acids)
Source: RefSeq, a predicted model, not a curated record